UAAAUUCUGUUCAGAUAAGGUCCAAUAAAUUCAGGGCCAAUAAGUUGAAUAGAACGCACCCUUAGUAAACCUAGGUUUACCAUCCUAUAAAUAAAAGAGAAGAAGGCCCCUCAAAAAAAAAAAAAAAAAAAGAGAAGAAGGAAAAAAUAAUAAAAAAAAUCAACAAAACCCAAACUAUUAGUAAGCAGCCGUUUUCCUCUUCCCCUCCCUCAAAAAAUUUCUCUCCUCUUUUCUUCUCCCUCGUCACUCUUCUUCCUCCUCCUUCGCCACUUUUUCUCUUCACCCCCCUGAACUAUCGUCAGCCUUCGAGUGGUGCGCGAGCAUCCGAGGUGUGUGUGAGAAGCGAGUGCGAGACUCGAGGUGUGGGUUCGAGUGCUGGGCGAGGGUUGGGAGCGUUCGAGGCGAAGUUUUGUGGGUGUGUGCGGGCGAGGCAAACCAAGAGUGUGAGGCUGUGCGGUGUGUGUGCGCCGUCGAGCGAGCAGUGGGCUGUGCGAGGUUCGUGUUUGCGAUCGUGUGUGUGCUGGGCGUGCGACGCUGCGAGGCUCAUAGUGCGACGGGUUGUGCGAGACUCGAGGCGAGGCUACGAGUCGAGUUGUGUGCCGUGCGUCCGAGCGGUGGUGCGUGGCUAGUGUGUUGCCGGAUUCUGUCGCCAGCGCGUUCGGUCUUAAUUUUAUAAGCGGAGCAUUUAAAUAGUCAGCGAAUAUUCUUCGUUACAAGAUGGUUUACGACAUAGGAUCUAAGGAAUACUUGAUGAAACACCGAAUAGCCGAAGAUUGGGACAUUUGGGCCUAUAAAAUGCAAGCUGCUAUGGACUAUAGGAUCAUGCAGGGAGAUACGAGGCUAAGGACUGAAUCGGAGAAGAUACAUUUCAUGCUUCGUUAUGUCCCUAACGUAGAACCCUACCGUUUCGUACAUCAUAGAUAUGGGGAUUUAUGGUCCGAAGAGGGAAACUUUAACAGGGAGAAGCAUACCUACCGGAACCAAUACCUUCCUACUAUUGAGCAUUUCAUUACCGACCUCAAAUACUGCGAGAAUGAGUGGAAAAUCCGUGAAAAAAGAGGUUGUGACUCCUCUACCUCAUCACCUUCAAUUCAAGGAACCUAUCAUGUGGGGGAAAGUUCGGGAGCUAGUGUUGUAGAUGGGAAUUCUGAGAAUCCUGGAGUUAAGCGUGAGACACAAACGCCACCUAGAGCUGCGAAAAGAGCAAGGUACCAAUUGUUUGAGGAUGAGUUCAUACCCGAGAAUUACUACACAACAUCAGACCUUAGGACUCUUACCUACAUUUUCGAUGAUGAAGAGAAUACUAGGACCUUUAUUGCAGUGAUUGAAGAAAAUCAAGUGGCACCUGUACUGGAUGUAGGAAACGAGGAAGAGGGAGAUCCUAAUGAAGAUGAGCCUGCUGAAGGGGAUCCGAUUGAGGAAGAGCCUGUAGAGGUUGAAUAACUCGUAGAGGAUGAAUAUCCCGUAGAAGAAGAAGAGGAGCCUACGGAAGAAGAGGAAGAACCCCUGAAGGAAGAGGAACUUAUAGAGGAUGACGAGCUUGUUGAGGACGAAACUGACAAUCAUGAGUCAGAUGACGAAGCUCACCAUUAUAGUCCCUAGUUUUCUCUGAAAAUAUAAUUAGGAUUAUAGUAUUUUAUUUUUCUUUUAUUUAUUUAUUUCAGUUUUAAUAAGGCUUGCAUGCUAAGUAGUAAGUUAACAUUGUUUAUUCAUUUAUUUAUUUAUUUAUAUUAUGUUUCCUUGAAACAAUAGAUUUUCCAUUUUCAAUAAUAAUAAAUUUCUUUUCAUUA
Beta vulgaris subsp. vulgaris (sugar beet) is the source of this 1790-nucleotide messenger RNA. RefSeq lists its product as uncharacterized. The record is from RefSeq and is a predicted model, not a curated record. The transcript is spliced from 3 exons. NCBI's taxonomy places the organism in Eukaryota, Viridiplantae, Streptophyta, Magnoliopsida, Caryophyllales, Amaranthaceae. Bases 718 to 1443 code for a protein of 241 amino acids.